Helobdella robusta is the source of this 510-nucleotide messenger RNA. RefSeq lists its product as hypothetical. The coding region runs from base 1 to 510 and encodes 169 amino acids. The record is from RefSeq and is a predicted model, not a curated record. Lineage: Eukaryota; Metazoa; Annelida; Clitellata; Rhynchobdellida; Glossiphoniidae. Gene Ontology annotation, cellular component: preribosome, small subunit precursor. Gene Ontology annotation, biological process: maturation of SSU-rRNA. The transcript has 4 exons. Gene Ontology annotation, molecular function: RNA endonuclease activity.
AUGCCCAGGCCAGAAGCCACCAGAACCAACACUCUAAAAACAAAGAGAAGAGAUUUUAUUAACGCUUUGAUCAACAGAGGUGUUGAUGACAGGAUUUCAUCGAGGAGACACAAUCUCGAUCCCAGAAGUCACGUGGGAAGACUUCAGAGAAGAGUUGGUUUGGUCAAUUUUGAAUCGCAUCAAAAAUUCUGUUUUGAUGACGAAAUGUGGACAAUCGAGAACGUCAAUGCCACUAAUGGACAGAUUGUAGUUGCUUGCUUAACCGCUGAUUUUACUAUGCAAAAUGUUCUUAUAAAAAUUGGACUGAAGAUAACAAAAAACAUAAUGAAAAAAUUUUGCUCUCAAUGUGUCAAUCAAACUCUGCAAAAAGUCACCAUGUUUAUCGGUCAAGAAGGAAGUGUUGUCUGCCAUCUAUCCAAAUACAAAAUACCUCCUGCCAGGGGUACAAGCCGGGUGAACAGCAAGUCUAAUAAAACGGCGACGGCGCCAACGUGCUUCCUGACGAGUUGA